CUUAGGUGGGGAUAUAGCAACCGGAGCACGGGCGUUGAAAGAAGUUUUGGAGGACCGUCACCAAAACAACAGCGGCAGGAGCAGGAAGUGAGCCGAGGAGUCUCGGAUAUACUGCUUAAAAUAGCUGUAUAUUAACGGUGAAGUAUGUGUUUGAGUGUGGAGGGUGUUUAGAAGGUGCUGUUUGAGUGAUUUGGGAGAGGGAGAGGUGCAGGAUGGCUCUAGCCGAGCAGAACCAGCAGUGGUACCCGACCAGCGUCCAGGUGACGGUGCUUCAGGCGCGCGCGCUGAGGGUCAAAGGUAAAAACGGGACGAACGACGCGUACGCGAUUAUCCAGGUGGCCAAGGACAAGUUCUCCACGGCGGUGGUGGAGAAGUGCGUGGAGCCGGUAUGGAAGGAAGAAGCCACCUUCGACCUGCCGCUGUUCCACCGGGAGAACGCCGAGCGCUGCACCCUCUACAUCAUAGUGAUGCACCGCGCCCUGGUGGGACUCGACAAGCUGCUGGGACAAGCCGUCAUCAACCUACCGGACCUGCACGAGAACAAGUCCAGGAAAAAGACCGAUUGGUACAAGCUGCUGGAUAAGAACGGAAAGGCAGACAAGGAAAGAGGUGAGGUUCUCCUGGACAUCCAGUUCAUGCGGAACAACAUGACCGCCAGCAUGUUCGAUCUGUCCAUGCCAAACAAGCCUCGGUCCCGUAUCUCCAAGUUCAAAGACAAGGUUCGGGGCAAGAAGAAGGAUGGGGGCUCUGACUCUGCUUCUGCCAUCGUUCCUGCCACAGUUAAUGUUCUGACUGACAGUGAAGGGGAAGAAGAGGAAGGCACAGACUCUCCAAAAUUGAAGAAGUCCUCUAAAUUUAAGUCUCUUUUUGGAUCAAAGACGAAUCUCCAUAGAGGCGUGUCCCAGUCCAUGUCCACCCUGGGGACGCUGCCGGAGAAGAACAGCUCACUGAGCAGCAGCCGAUCUUCAGGCCUCAAUGAAGAAUCUGCUGAAGGCAAAAACAAGUUUAAGUUUCUGGGCCACAAGAGAAACAGUAGCACCGACAGCAAAAUAUCUCUGGGCCCUUUCGCCCUGCUCAGUCGCUCCAAACAGAGCACUCCCGAACAGAGCAACCUGUGCAUCAAUGGCAAUCACGUGUACGCUGAGGAUCAAGAGACCAAGCCGAAUUCUGGUUCUUCCCUCAGCCUAAGUGGCUCCGCAAAGGGUUCCAUCGAAGACCUGCGGAAAUACCACGAACGAAACGCGUCCACUGGCUCCACCGACUCCUUCAAGGGCUUCGGCAUUCCUAGUUAUAAGCCUGACUCGACAGAAAGGGAAUUCCAAGUCCAACAUCGCCCUCAAGAGGAUGAAGAGAAGAAGCACAAGAAGACCGAAGGACGUCUGCAAGAGCUUAUGGACGAGCAGGAGAGAAAGAGGCAGCAAGAGCAAGAGGCGAGAUCGAGAAAACUGGAGGAAGAGGAAAGGAGGAUGCAGCAGGAACGAGAGAGGAGGCGGCAGGAAGAGGAGGAGCAGCAAAGAAAGAAGCGAGAAGAAGAGGCAAGGAAAGCGGAGGAACUAAAACGCCAAGAGGAGUCCAGAGUAACCGAGAGGCUCACUUCUCUUUUUGGCCUUGGGCGGAAGAAAGACGAGCCAAGCUCUCCAGCUGUGGAGAGUCCUAAACAAGUAGACGUUCCAGCCUCUACAAACCCAUUUGAGGACAUUCCACUUGGUUCAGACAACUCCAAUCCCGUCACAGAAGAGAAACCAGCAGAGGUGCGAACUGCCUUUAGUCCAAUGCCGCCCUCCAGCAGCUUUCCAGCUCGUACAGCCAAGGUUUCUGCAGUCAAACCAAGAUUGACUCUCAGUCAGGAGACUGAAACUGAUCAUAUUGAUUCCCUUGCCUCCCCUGUCCCCCCAGACAUCCAGAACUCUGUUCCUGCUUCUACUUUUUCCCCUGAAGCAUCACAUCCUUCUCAUAAUCCUUUUGACUCUUUUGAUAUGUUUUCGAACCUCCACUCUUCUAUGGCACCUCCGAAACCCCAGAGAACCUUUUCAGACACAUCCAAAGGCAGCAUGGAGAACGUUUCAGGAGUUGCUAACACCUCUAGUGUGUCUGAGACAAAGUACAGAGCCCCACAGCCACCCAGCUCUCCUGGAGAUAUUUUCAAAAAUGAAAGCCAUGAUCCAAAAAACGGAGUACAAGUUAAUUCUUCAGCCUCAGAGAUAAGCCGCAGACUUCCUCUUCCAAACUAUCAAGCUCUUUUUCCCAAGAAGAGGCAUGGUGUAAUGACUGACACACGUUGGGAGAACAUCAUUGCUGAAGUGAACCAGAGAAAGAUGACUCCUCAGGAUGGUGGAAAAGAAAUGAGUGUAGAUGGUCCUGAUGAGCCCAUCUCAACUGAAUCUUCAAUUUUAAAGGAAAAGAGUACACCAAGUCUCAACCAGUAUCACAUGGAUUAUCAGGUGGGUUCCUCUAAUUCUGCAAAGGGAAUGGAGCCUAAGCAGGCUCUAAUUCCACCAAAACCAGCUCAUUUGGCAACAUCAAAACAGCAGGUUGAGGCCAAUUCUGAGCAAGGCCAUAUCCAAGAACGUUUAUAUUCUGUGCAUGGUGAAAAGACCAAAAUGGAGUUGGGAAGAAACCCAGGACCAUCAGUCCAAAGUCAGCAAGACUCUCGGAUGAAAGCAAAGGUAACGUUAAACUCCAUAUUUGGUCAUCUUUCAGAGCCAAAAAAGGAAAAACCAACACUAAAACCCAGGAGUAUAAAAAAAAAAACUUCACCAGCAGAUCACAGCUGUGAGGUUGAUGCAACAGGGUUUCCUCUAGCCAAAUCUAGGCAAGAAGCUCCAAGUAAAGGACCUGUCAGACAGGUUCAACCAGAGCAAAGUUUGCUCCCUUUUACAUCCUCAGCAGGUUCUUCAAUGGAAGGUAAAAAAGAAGGCUCCAUGACUGCUAAGAGUUUGUGGGAGAAUGAAAGAUUUGAAGAAGGAAAGCCUACCCCUGUUAAACAUACUGAUAAAACUGUUAACAUACCAAAAGAGGAACCAUUUGCAAAUGUCACAAGUGCUCUUGAGAAAAACACAAGUGAAGUUGAUCCAUUCCCAUGUGACGACCUAAUCUCUCAGGAUCCCUGGGCUUUACCACAGGAGAUGACGGAUCAAGCCGACCUUUUCACUGGUGGUACAAGGAAAGGAAAGAAGCCUGAAGAUCAGAAAUUAUCCUCAGAUGACUUCGAUAACGUAUUUGGAUCUGUGGCAUCUAAAGAGGAAAUUGAUCCAUUCUUUGUACCCAAAGAUGAAGCAAAUCUUUUCUUUGACUCCAUGGCCUCUAAAAAUGAACCUGAUUUGAAAAAAUUGGAUGGCUCAAGCGUUUCCUCGCAAAAGAAAAAACUAGCACCUCCACCCCCUGAGAAGCCCGUAAUGGGGAAAGCUCCUAUGGACAGACCGGUCCUUCAAGAGUUCGAUGAUGUUGAAUUAACCGUUACUUCUCUUGCUGGCCCAAUGGGUGGUGAAGCAACAAAAGCACAUUUGGACCCAUUUACCGGUAUGCCCUUGUCUUCAGCUAUUCCAGAACUCCUGUCUGAAAGUGUGCCUGGGAGCAAAAGCACAGUCUGUGCCUGGGUAUCACCCUCUGAGGUUCUGUCAGGCACUUCACAAAGCAGUGGAGGUAGUGGGCUAUUGACCUCUCGCAGACCACACCCAGUGAAACCCAUGAGUCCCUAUGAAAACCAGUCUCCUGGAAACAUUUCUAUGGGAAAAGAUGCAAAGAUUCCAACCAUCCGAGAAGUGGCUGAAAAAGCAAAGUCUGUAGAAUCUGGCCCGUUCACCCAGCUUACUCAGGAAGAGUUGAUCUCUCUGGUGGUGAAGCAGCAAACUGAGCUCUCCAAGAAAGAUGAGAAGAUUCUUGAGCUGGAAGACUACAUUGAUAAUCUGCUCGUGCGUGUCAUUGAUGAAAAACCAAGCAUCCUCUUGUCCCUGAACGGCAAGGUUUAGGGGAACAUGUCCUUCACCAUGACCCUGAGGUGGAGGAUAACUGAACCAAGAUCUAGCCCAUAAUGUUUUGAUGUGAGGAGCUUCCUAGAAACCAAACCUUCCAAAAUAAUUAUUUUUGUUAUAGAGAUAGACUCUAUGGUUUUGACAUCCAGGCUUUUGGGCUUGAUUUGGUUGAGCUUCAGGCAGGUGAAAGAAAAUGAACAAUGAGUGAUGAAGACGUUUGUUGCUGUGGACUAAUCUGUUAAGUCUCAAAGAACCCAAGGAAGGUCUUUUUUUUUUUUUUUUUUUUUUUUUUUCCCCCCACUAUUUGUAAAAUGGUGACAUGAAGGAUUAACAAUUUUAUGCUGGAAUUAUUCCUUAAUGUGUUUUAUGUUCUGCAAAGCGUGUCUUCAGUAAUGGACAGAUGAAAGAUUUGUGUGGAUUCACGUAGCAUUGUGUUUUAUUACUGGAUGAUGGAUCUUUUUACUGACCCUAAACUACAUUUGACUGGGGUCUGGGUUGUUUUAAUAUCACGGUGGUUUAAAAAAAAAAAAAAAGUCCUUUUGCCCAGACAAUUGGUGCUUUUUUUUUUUUUUUUUUCCCUUUCUUUCUUCCUUUCCCCCCCUUUUUUUUCUUUUCCCCAUUCAGUGCAAUGUUAAUAUGAUGACGUGAGUAGGUUAUUUGUAUUUGUUGUGUUUAACACUGGAUCUUCCUGUAGUAUCUGAGCUUUGCCUGACCCCAGCUCCUUCCUGCUGGCUGAAGAUGAGAAUUGGCUCAGUAACCUUAGACCUCACCAAAAUGUACAUGCUGGAAUGUCCACAGUUGUUACUUUAAGAUAUUAUGGCAUGAAUUAUUUAUUGUCUUGGCUGCUGUAUUAAAUCUUGAUGCUCAUUUAAGAAAAGAGAUUUUUAAUAA
Messenger RNA from Neoarius graeffei (lesser salmon catfish), 4862 nucleotides. RefSeq names its product RAB11 family interacting protein 1 (class I) a (gene rab11fip1a). Lineage: Eukaryota; Metazoa; Chordata; Actinopteri; Siluriformes; Ariidae. Gene Ontology annotation, molecular function: small GTPase binding. The coding region runs from base 213 to 3968 and encodes 1251 amino acids. The transcript has 6 exons. The record is from RefSeq and is a predicted model, not a curated record. Gene Ontology annotation, biological process: regulated exocytosis. Gene Ontology annotation, cellular component: intracellular membrane-bounded organelle.